AUGGGACUGCUCUCAAAAUUCGGUCGGAUUUUGGGAGGAGAACGAGAAAAAUCGGCUUAUGAUGGGUUAUGGGUACGCGGCGACUCCACCGCCACCUUCCCGCCAUUUACGCAGGCGCAGGUGAACGAUGAGGUAUCGGUGACGGUUGGGGCAGAAGUUCGAGCCGUUUACAAGGACCACGAGUGGAUCUACGUCGAAAGGGCUGAUGGCCGCCGCGGCUUCAUCCCAGAUGAUCAUUGCCGCAUCCGGGUGCCGCUCAGCUACGACCCCACCCAGAGCACCUCACCCGUUCCGCCGUUGCAACCGCGCCCCAAAAUCAGCCGCCGCGACUCGGAGAAGAUCAAGCGGGAGCUGCUCAAGCACAAUCGAUGCCUCGAGCCGCACAGCCAGCCCGAUGCGACGGCCAGACAUCCGAUUUCGGCGCACACGAUGCAGCGAAGGCCCCAGGAGACCAAGGGAAAAGCCCUGCUCCGCCGCGCCGACACUUUCCACGCCGGCGACAAGCUCGACGAGUCGAACCUGGAGCGCUUUUUGAAGAGCCUGCCCGUGGAGAAGCACGAGGGGCAACCCUUUGUAAAGGCUCCCCAGGGCACGGUGCGCGUCCGCGAGCCCUUCGAAAAUCGAAACGCCGAAGAGGUGGCGAUCGCAAGAGGGGAGCAGGUGACCCUGCUGAACACGUCGGACCCGGAUUGGACGCUUGUACGAAAUCAAGCCGGCGAGGAAGGCUUCGUGCCCUCGCACUGUUUAGCCGGUUUCCCGGUGCUGACGGAAAAUCGGCCGGCUCUCGACGUGCUGGUGGUGGAAUCGUAUCGCUCGGACGCGAAGCUCGACCUCGAGGUGGCCCAUGGGGAAUGGCUGAAGUGUGAGCAGCCGGAGGUGAAUGGGUGGUUUUGGGCGGAGAAGCUCGACGGCUCGGCCAAGGGCUUCGUCCCGUCCGCUUUUUGCAUUGUGGCUACGCAUAUC
Mesorhabditis spiculigera is the source of this 963-nucleotide messenger RNA. NCBI's taxonomy places the organism in Eukaryota, Metazoa, Nematoda, Chromadorea, Rhabditida, Rhabditidae. The record is from the annotation of a GenBank genome assembly.